AUGAUUCUCUCUAACUCACAAUAUGACACUGAUGUUCAGGUCUGGAUCUCUAUUCUGAGCAGAACUCCUUCUACUAUUUUCUUUACUCACAGGAGAUAUUCUGGUCGUUCCCAUCAAAGGUUCUUUCGAAGAAUUGAGGAUAAGAAAGUAAAGGCACCAGCACUUUCUGGAACAUCUACCACCCUUAUUGAGCGUGUGAAACUAUUGAUCCAAAACCAAGAUGAAAUGAUUAAGGUUGGCAGAUUAUUUUCAGCCUUUAAAAUGCUCCUGGCUUCUUCUCGCACCUGUCAGCACAAGAGGCACUUUGAUAAGGCCCUAUCUUCAAAUGUUCAGUGGUUGGGCGUGUCAAGUGACAAAGGUACUGUCCACAUAUUCAGUCUCAAAGUGCGGGUAGUUGGUGAUGACCUGUCAACUGAGGUCACUGGUAUUGGUGGUUUAAGCAUUAUACCAUCAAGGGCCCCCAGGCAUAGUUUCAAAAGAGAAGUAGAAUCACUCGGCAUUAAUUAUGGUCAAGUCGGCAACAAUUUACCCCCACCGGAUAAAGUUCUUGAUCUCUUGCAAUCCCUUAACCUCACAAAAGCCAGAAUUUACGACACAAAUCCUCAAAUUCUAAUGUCAUUUGCAAACUCCAACAUUGAAAUCAUAGUAACAGUUGAAAACGAAAUGCUAUCCACAUUAAUGGAUCCACAAGCAGCACUACAAUGGGUAUCUGUACACAUAAAGCCUUAUUUUCCGGGAACAAGAAUCACCGGAAUCGCUGUCGGAAACGAGGUUUUCACUGGCGACGACACGGCACUAAUGGCUUACCUCGUACCAGCCAUGGUCAGCAUUCACGCUGCAUUAGUCCGAUUAGGAUUUGAUCAGUACAUUCAAGUUUCGACCCCAAAAUCUUUAUCAGUGCUAUCAGAAUCAUACCCGCCCUCAGCAGGAUGUUUCCGGCAAGACCUUAACGGAAUAAUGCUGGAAUUUUUACAGUUUUUAGCAACAACAAAAGCGCCAUUUUGGAUCAACGCUUACCCUUAUUUUGCUUACAAAAACGAUCCAAAUGGCGUUUCUAUAGACUAUGUACUGUUCAACCCUAAUUCAGGCAUGAUUGAUCCUUACACCAAUCUACACUACGAUAACAUGCUAUAUGCUCAAGUGGAUGCAGUAAUAUUUGCAAUUGAGAAAAUGGGUUUUGGCGGGUUAGAAGUCGGGGUGUCGGAAACCGGCUGGCCGUCCAAAGGUGACCCUGAUGAGAGCGGGGCCACCGUGGAGAAUGCAGCGAUUUAUAACCGAAAUUUGCUGAAAAGACAGGUGAAAAAUGAUGGGACUCCCUUAAGGCCGAAAAUGAGACUUGAAAUAUAUGUUUUUGCUUUGUUUAAUGAAGACAUGAAGCCUGGACAGACUUCAGAGAGGAAUUAUGGUUUAUUUCAACCUGAUGGAACCAUGGCAUACAACGUAGGACUCGAUACAUUGUCAACUACUUCAUCAAAUCCCUCGGCUUCGAUUUCACAAGAUUCCAGUGGCACCCAGGUAAAGCCAUAG
Messenger RNA from Fraxinus pennsylvanica, 1527 nucleotides. The record is from the annotation of a GenBank genome assembly. Lineage: Eukaryota; Viridiplantae; Streptophyta; Magnoliopsida; Lamiales; Oleaceae.